Messenger RNA from Prorocentrum cordatum, 528 nucleotides. Lineage: Eukaryota; Dinophyceae; Prorocentrales; Prorocentraceae. The record is from the annotation of a GenBank genome assembly.
GGCAAGGGCCGUGGGAUCAAGUGCCUGAUAUGCCAGGGCCCGCACCGCGCGGUGGACUGCCCGAAGCGGCUAAGCACCGGAGUCGACGGCAACAACAUGCAGAUGGCCACCGGGCAGGUCGGUUUCGUGGACGUCGAGACCGACGAGACGAACCACAGCAACGAGGGCAUCCCGCCGCAGGAUGGCCAGGCGGGCUGGGUACACGAGGAGAUGGUCGGCUACGCGAUUAUUGACACCGGGGCCUCCAAGAGCAUGAUCGGCCUGGACCUCGCCAUGGCGAUUCAGGACACGAUCUUGGAGGAGACGGGCAGCGACCAGGUCACGAUGGACUACAGCAAGACGACGAAGUUCACCUACGCGGGCGGCGAAAAGGGCCAGUCCAUCGGGAAGUUCGGGUUCGAGCAUCCGGUGGCGCUCGUGGAGGACGAUAAUAAGCUGUGGUUCGACCUCGUGGAAACCAAGUCCCCGAUGCUGCUCGGCCUCGACUACCUCGAGAAGUCUGGUGCUGACCUGGCCAAGGACAGGUUG